Messenger RNA from Eimeria necatrix, 848 nucleotides. RefSeq lists its product as hypothetical. The record is from RefSeq and is a predicted model, not a curated record. The transcript has 5 exons. Lineage: Eukaryota; Apicomplexa; Conoidasida; Eucoccidiorida; Eimeriidae. The annotation marks the transcript as partial.
GGACUGGCUGCACGGACGGGAACCAGGUGGAGUACUGCGCAGCGGGCUACUACUGCCCCGCAGGGACUUACGACCACCGCUCGCUGCCCUGUCCCCCCGGGACCUUCAGCGGGGCCCCCAGGGCCUCCUCGCGGGCUGCAUGCGGAGACUGUCUCCUUGGCCACUUCUGCGGGGCUUUGGCUCAGACUCAGCCAGAUAAGUGUCCCCAGGGGCACUUUUGUGGGGAAAAGGGACUCGCGCUACCCACGGCCUGUCCGCCGGGCACUUAUAACGACAAAGUGGGCUCCACCAGCGAGGCGGACUGUCUCCUUUGCCCCGCCGGCUCUUUCUGUCCCGCCGAAGGAACUUCCACGCCCAAACGCUGCCCCGCGGGCACCUACAAUGACGGCAGCACGAAGGCAGCAGCCUGCAGCCCGUGUCCCGCGGGCCACAAGUGUCCCCUGGGGACUUCCAGCCCCGCUGCAUGCGCUGCGGGGGAGUUCUCAAGGGCCGGGGCUGCUGCAUGCGAAGUUUGUUUGGCUGGUCACUUUUGCGAAAAAGAAAAAACAACUUUUGAAGAAAUGACGAACAACCAGUGCCCCCCGGGGCUGGCCUGCGAGCUCCCGGGUAUCCCCAUAACACCCACAGUGGAGACCCACGGCUGCCCCGCCGGCAUGUACUGCACCGGAGGAUCGUCUCCGCCGCAGCCCUGUCCCGUGGGGACUUACGGGCCCUCCCCCGGGGCCACUUCUGCUGCUGAGUGUCUCCUUUCGCCCGCGGGGACUUUCGUGGACACCCCAGGGGCCAGCCAGCCCUCAGGCAAGAAGCUUUCAACUGUCUCCUUUUUGAAAGUGUCUCCUUUUAAAUAA